Messenger RNA from Athalia rosae (coleseed sawfly), 1981 nucleotides. It is a transcript of the gene Nurf-38, whose product is annotated as inorganic pyrophosphatase. Lineage: Eukaryota; Metazoa; Arthropoda; Insecta; Hymenoptera; Athaliidae. Gene Ontology annotation, molecular function: magnesium ion binding; inorganic diphosphate phosphatase activity. The record is from RefSeq and is a predicted model, not a curated record. Gene Ontology annotation, cellular component: cytoplasm. The coding region runs from base 412 to 1428 and encodes 338 amino acids. The transcript is spliced from 9 exons. Gene Ontology annotation, biological process: phosphate-containing compound metabolic process.
AUUUGGCAGUCAGAUGGUACUAAGGCUGAUGAUUUCGAAAUAGUCUUGUUAUUUUUCACUCUCAGCAGUAGACCAAAAUACCGAUGUUGUAAUUGGCAAUGAUAAUACAAUAGGAAGAAAUUGCAAAUUCUUACUGGUAUGGUAGCGAGCAGCUUGAGUGUUGAUAUCUCUGUUACAAUACUUGGUAUGACAUUCAGCGUCAAGACAAAGAGACUGCCUAAAAUUUCUUUCAAAAUGAGCAAGAAAAUCAAGUAAAUAGAUGGAUCUUGCUGUAUCUCUACCGAAGAUAAACAAUCAUGACAGAGGCGUGCGAAAUGAAAUCCUCUUGUAUGUUAUCUAAACGCGAAAAUCGACUGACACCACAUUUUAGUCGAAUAUUAUCUGUUUGCUUGAUGACCGCCAGAUGCCAGCAUGGCGUUGGUUGCGUUGCACGUGUUGCGCUCGACAGCUUUAAAAGGACUCUCGAUUCCGAUGAGUUUGGUUAGUGCCGGACGUUGUAGUAAACUGAUUAGUGUUCACGUUAAGCGCGCUUUUGAUAGAAAUAUGUCUUACACUGCGGUAGAGAAGGGUACACCGAAUACGACCAAUUACAGGAUAUACUUCAAAAAUGAUCAGGGUCCAAUUUCGCCAAUGCAUGACAUUCCGCUGUAUGCGGAUGAGGCACGGAAGGUGUUCAAUAUGGUGGUAGAAGUACCUCGGUGGACCAAUGCAAAGAUGGAGAUCAGUCUGAAAGAAACGCUGAACCCAAUUAAGCAGGAUGUCAAGAAGGGAAAGCUGAGAUUCGUGGCCAACUGUUUCCCUCAUCAUGGUUAUAUAUGGAACUAUGGAGCCAUCCCACAGACGUGGGAGAAUCCUGAGGUAUUGGACGAAGCUACGGGCUGUAAGGGUGACAACGAUCCUAUUGAUGUCCUCGAAAUUGGACAAAGAGUAGCUAAGCGCGGUGAAAUUUUGAAGGUCAAAGUUCUUGGUACCGUUGCGCUAAUUGAUGAAGGUGAAACUGAUUGGAAAAUUUUAACCAUUGAUGUGAACGAUCCGCUGGCUGAUCAAAUAAAUGAUGUUAAUGAUAUCGAACAACAUUUUCCUGGGUUACUCAAGGCAACUAUUGAAUGGUUCAAGAUCUAUAAAAUUCCUGAUGGAAAACCAGAAAAUCAAUUUGCUUUCAAUGGUGAGGCAAAACCUAGAGACUUUGCUCUCCAUAUCAUUGAAGACGUUCAUCAACAUUGGCAAAGCCUGAUCAAACAGGAAGCACCUGCUGGUGGUAUCGCAUGCACCAAUGUGAGUGUGGAGGGCAGCCCUUUCAAAUCUACUGUGAGUAGCGUGGAAGAAAUACUGAAAAAUGCCCCUGAAGCUGGAGAAGCACCGCCUAUUGAUAAUUCUGCGCAUAAAUACUAUUACCUAUCAGCUGACGAUUUGAAAAACAAAUUAUAGAACAUCUGCAUAAUUACUGCGUGUGUUCCGAGUUGAUAAGUGGCAUUACAUUCAUCUGAACUGAGACGCAGGAGGUUGAUACUAUGCGUGUUGUUCCACUAUAUCUCUAGAGCAUUGCUUUCACAGCAGUUCUCAAACUAAGCACACUCCUAUGUUAGAAUUGUGGAUUGUAUUCUUACAUGAAACAACAUCGCCACAGCGUCAGACACACACGAACAUUUAAUGUCCACUAGAGAACGGUCUCGGUAUCCUAAUAACUUUUAGAAAGCAUAAUUCGUUGAAGCUAAUCAUAGUUUCGUACAAAUGACAAAAGUGAGAUUAAGCAAGCUUUGUCGAAAAUGCAGCAUCAAGGACUGACUCUUUGAUGGUCAUUUGCUAUUUAUUUAUUUUAUCUAGAGGUUGUGGAAAUAAAGCAGAACCGAUAAUGAAAUUUUGGGAUCAGAAAGGGACAGCUGCCUCCAGCACCCUUUCUUUUUCAACAGCCAAUACUCUAGCUUUUUGUCUUUGUCGACAAUUGUACGGUAUCUUCUUAAUAAAUUAGAUAUAUUAUAAA